Messenger RNA from Anopheles coluzzii, 2089 nucleotides. Its product is annotated as sodium channel protein Nach. Gene Ontology annotation, cellular component: membrane. Lineage: Eukaryota; Metazoa; Arthropoda; Insecta; Diptera; Culicidae. The transcript has 10 exons. Gene Ontology annotation, molecular function: ligand-gated sodium channel activity. The record is from RefSeq and is a predicted model, not a curated record. Gene Ontology annotation, biological process: sodium ion transmembrane transport. The coding region runs from base 111 to 1640 and encodes 509 amino acids.
UUUUAUUACCACUCAAAAUGCAACCACCUGGUAUCGAUAGUGCACGAUUCUAAUGCCAGUCAGUUUUAUCUAUUGCCUUUCAACGAAAAGAGAGAAUGUUGAAAUAGACAAUGAACCAUCAUAAAUCAAACGCAUCUGCCCGGAGUGGUAGAAAACGGACGGAAAAGUUCAUCGGACAAGCGGACUCGAACGGCCCUGUCGGUUGGUUGCUGAGACUGUUCAAAUCAAUCAGCACGUUUGUGUUAAUCUUUCUCGAGCAAGGUGCAGUGCAUGGGUUGGCCUAUUUGGGUAAACCGUUGCUGCAUAUUCUGGAAAGACUCUUCUGGUUAGUGCUGAUUGUCGUGUCUAUUUAUUUCUCCGUCGUGCUGAGCUUCGUGUCCUGGGAGCGUUAUCAGAGCAAGAGUACGGUCGUUGCGAUCGAAAAGGAUCACUACUACUGGAACACUUCUAUGCCGAGUCUUACUAUUUGUCCGCUAAAACGUAUUUAUCGACCAUAUUUACUGAACUAUUGCAGCAAAAAUGGCAUCACUAAAGAGGAAGAUCAAGCCGAGCUGUUCGACUUUCUGGAAUCGUUGGCCAACUCGACCUUUAUCAACUUUCAGAACAUCAAGCACAGUGACAAUGUGGACAGCCUGCUGGACGUACUUCAGAUCCAGCCGGAAAACUACAUGAAGAUUAUAUACAAUCUUACCCGCGAUCUGACCCGCCUGGACGACACGGAGCUGCGCGUUCGGACGCAAAGCAACCUGGAGUUCUUACGCACCCAUCAAACACUCACCGAGUACGGUAUCUGCUACACCACCAACAGUUUUAUCUCGUCUAAUUUAACCGCAAGUUUGUUGCUGACCGGGAGGGAGCUACCGUUGGACGAUUUCUACUCGACGCGUACAGUGCACAAUGUCCGGUACGGGAACCUUUUCGACGGCGACAUCACGUACAGCUUUAUUGGCUUUGAGCCACCGAUUACGAUCUUUUAUCACAGCCCUUAUGAAACACUGAACAUCGCAAAGUAUCAGCCACUGACGAACGAGGCACAUGAGUAUGAAACGUUUUCUAUCGAAAUCGUCACCACGAAGGACUUUAAAGAGGAUACUACCAUCUCCCAGCGAGGCUGCCGGUUUCAUUACGAGUCCAACCUGACGCACUAUUCCAUCUACACUAAGGGCAUCUGUCUGCAAGAGUGUCGCAUUCAGCUGGCGUACAAACUGUGUGGAUGUAUUCCUCAUUUCUAUCCUAAUCCUGAAGGACCAAGAGCAAAGAAGGUGUGCCACUACAAGCAGCUGAUAAAGUGUUUUCCGCGCUACCAGAAGCUGUUCCUCGAGUUCAAGCAGGACAUUAACGACAAAAAGGGUAUACCGUGCUACUGCGAGCAGAACUGUGUCGACUCGAAGGUUAUCAUCGAGCACAGACAGGUUCUGAAGCAAACGCAAAAGCUUAUCGGCAGCAUCGGUGGGCUGAUUGUUGUGAAGCGCUACCCUUUGGUACGGUUCAGCCGGCAGCUACUGUUUACCUUCACUGAUUUGUUGGUAUCGAUUGGAGGUACGGCCGGAUUUUUCCUUGGUUUCAGUGUGCUCGGUAUGGUGGAAAUACUGUACUUUUUCACCCUCCGUUUGUUGUGGUAUAUUGUGGGACGACGUUAGCGGAUGGUCUGCCGUCAAUGAAUCGUCCAGUCAAGUAUUUAACGCUUACGAUAGACAACGUUUCGGCUAUUAUCAUUAUUCAUGCAUUUAAUGAUCACCAUUUUUGUGUAGUAAAUGUUAUUAAAAAGAAUACAUUAAUAUUCUGCAAUCAAUAUACGGCUUCAACAAGCACCCUCCCAUAAAAGGGCAAUAAACGACGUAAACGACAACUCUACUGUUGUUUACUAUUUUUCAUACCAUAAAUUUUAUUUUGAAUAAUAUAACCUUACCUAACGUUUGCACACACACACUACAAAAAUCUUUCGUCGUUUUUUUUUUCGCUUCCUCUAUCUCUCUUUCUUCCACUCACUGUCUCUCUCUCUCUGUCUACAUACUAACGUCGUUUACUAACGGCUCGCGAUACUGUUGCGUGUUUUGAUUUGUUGUAGCCCGUUAAUCGUCUGCCAGAG